Messenger RNA from Selaginella moellendorffii, 3612 nucleotides. Its product is annotated as pentatricopeptide repeat-containing protein At1g63400. The record is from RefSeq and is a predicted model, not a curated record. Bases 90 to 3047 code for a protein of 985 amino acids. Gene Ontology annotation, molecular function: protein binding. NCBI's taxonomy places the organism in Eukaryota, Viridiplantae, Streptophyta, Lycopodiopsida, Selaginellales, Selaginellaceae. The transcript has 4 exons.
CUUGCGCCCGUAGAAGGGGAUAUUUCGCGAGCGCGGACGUGCUUAUGAGUCAGUGCAGGUGAAAAUCUCGGACAAAUUUGAUUGCCCCCAUGGAGAUCUCCUGCGUCGACAAGAGCAUGCUGCGACUGGCUGUGGCGCUGGACAAGCGCGGCAGCGGCAAUGCGAACCGAGAGGAAUCCGUGAGAAUGCCGAGAUUAUCCGAAUCCAGGGAAGGCGGCGACUCUAUCUCCUCCCGAAAUCCGGGGGCGCCUUACAGGUCCCGGAGCUACAGCACCAGCGGAUUUGUGAGGAAGACAUUCAAGCUGCCAAGCAAUGGCCCCCUGGAGCUGGAAAUUCUGGUGGAAAGGAUAGAGCGUGGAGAGAUUGGUUUCGAGGAAGUCCGAGCGUACACGGACAGGUACUUAACCGGAAGCUUUGCUGGGCGAGUGUUGCGGUGCUUCAAGGAUGGAAAGAUAGCGCUCGAGUUCUUCAAGUGGUGCCAGGACCAGGCAGGAUUUUCUCACAGUACUUACUCGUACAAUUGUCUCAUGGAUCUUCUCUUCCGGAUGAAGCUCUAUCAGGACGUCUACGCGACUUUCAGGGCCAUGAGAGAGUGCUCUCCAAACAGGUAUACUUUCCGGGUGGUGCUCAAGAGCUUUUGCAAGCAAGGGAAGCUCCGGGAUGGUUACAAGCUGUUUGGGCAGAUGCUAGACAAUGGGAUAAGUCCGGAUGGGAUCGAGUACAACAUUCUCAUCGAUGGAUACGCGAAGAAAGGGAGAGUUGACGACGCCAACAGGUUGUACGAGGAGAUGGUUUCUGUUGGCUUGGAGCCGAGCAUCUACACUUACAACUCCUUGCUCAAUGCGUUCUGCAAGGAGACGAAGAUGAAGGAAGCCAUGGAGCUGUUUAAGACGAUGGCCGAGAAAGGCUUCGAGCCGGACGUUGUCACUUACAGCACCAUCAUCUCGGGGCUUUGUAAGACGGGGAAGGUGACCGAAGCUUUGGAGAUGGUAGAGGAGAUGACCGAGAAGGGUGUGAAUCCCGACGUUGCGACUUACACUAUCAUCGUGGACAGGCUCUGUAGAGCGGGCAAAGUUGACGAAGCUGACGAGCUGUUUCACAAGAUGAUUGAACGGGGCUGCUCGGCAAACACUGUUGCUUACAACGCGCUCAUCAACGGGCUCUGCAAGGACGAGAACAUCGAACGGGCUUACAAGCUACUUGAAGAGAUGGCGAGCAAGGGAUACGAGCCUGACAACAUCACUUACAACACAAUUCUCAGCGGGCUUUGCAGGAUGGGGAAGGUGAGUGAGGCCAAGCAGUUUUUUGACAGUAUGCCUUCCAGGGGAUACAGUCCCGACGUUGUGGCAUACAACGGUCUUCUGGACGCUCUGUACAAGGAAGGCAAAGUUGCAGAGGCUUGGGGUCUUUUCAAGACCAUGGGUGAGAGGCCGGACAGGCUAACUUGCUACAUUAUGCUUCAAGGACUCUUUAAUGAGAAGAAAGUGGACGAUGCUGUCAAGUUCUUUGAAGGGGUCAUACGAGACGGCAAGUUUGGCCACGAGGGGGCAACGUAUUCACUUCUGAUAGAGGGCCUUUGCAAGUCCAAGAAGGUGGACGAAGCUGUCACUAUGCUCAACGAGAUGCUCGAGAAAGGACACGUUCCACAGACUGUCCCAGCAACGGCACUUCUCUCGACCCUUUGCAAGGAGAAGAAGGUUGAUGAUGCUUUGGCCUGCUUUGAAGCGCUGAAAGCCAGGGGAUACAAACCGGACGUGGUGACUUACAACGCUCUUCUCUCCGGGCUUAGAAAAUGCGAGAAGUUUGAUCUGGCCGUCAGCCUGCUGGAAGACAUGGCGGACAGGAAAGUCGCUCCAGACUUGAUUACGUACAACACACUUAUCGAUGGCUUUUGUCGCGUUGAGAAGACAGACGAGGCUAUGAAGCUGUUCAAAGACGUCAUCGCCAAGGGAUACAUGCCAGACACUGUGACUUACAACUCGAUACUGCUGGGGUUGGCAAGAAAAAGCAACAUGGACGAGGCCGAGGAAAUGUUUAAGAAAAUGGUGGAUAGCGGCUGUGCUCCAAAUGGCGCAACGUACAGCAUCGUUCUCUCGGGUCACUGUAGAGUGGGGAACAUGGCUAGAUGCCUCGAACUCUACGAGGAAAUGACCGAGAAGCGGUUCAGCCCCGAUGUCCUGCUCUGCAAUGCCGUCAUCGAUAUGCUUUGCAAGGCCAAAAAGGUGGACGAUGCGCACAAGGUUCUCGAAGAGAUGAGCAAAAUCGGAGCCGUGCCGGAUGUGGUUACGUAUAACAUCCUUCUGGACGGGCUGUGCAAAACCAACUUGGUGGACAAGGCCCACGAGCUGUUCUCGACCAUGGUGGACAACGGCUGCGCUCCAGACAUCGUAAGCUACAGCGUUGUCCUCAACGGGCUGUGCAAGACAAACAAGGUGCACGAUGCCAGAGUUCUCUUCGACAGGAUGAUCGAGAGGAAGUUGGUUCCGGACGUUGUCACCUUCAACAUCUUGAUGGACGGGCUGUGCAAGGCAGGGAAGUUGGACGAGGCCAAAGAUCUUCUGGAUGUUAUGAGCGAGCACAACGUUCUUCCAGAUGGAGUGACUUGCACAACGCUCAUGCACGGCCUGUGCCGGGACAAGAGAACGGACGAGGCUGUGAGGCUUUUCCAGUACAUGGUGGAGAAAGGCACUGUGGCUGACGUCCUCCCCCACAACAUCGUCCUCGCAGGCCUGUGCAGGGAAGGCAAGCUCGCGCAGGCCCUUCUCUUUUUCAAGUCGAUGGUCAAGUCGGACGGAGAGUUUAGCCCGGACGUGGUGACGUACACUACUCUGGUGAAUGCUCUGAUCGAAGCCGGAAGAGUCGACCAAGCGGUGGAUUACUUCCAGCAGAUGACAGGCUCGGGCUGUGCUCCAGACUACGUUGCCUACAACACGCUCAUGAAUGGGCUGAGAAAGCAAGGGAGGCACAUCCAGGCUGACAGGCUCACACAGGCCAUGAAGGAGAAGGGGUUCUUGUCGGAUUGCUUCAAGGCGCCGCUCAGAGCCUAAGGUAGCUGUCAGCACCCCUUUGCAACUUCCGCGACAAGACGACUUCCAUUGCUUGCAUGCCUGUGAUCCAUCUUAUUGUCUUGAGUUUAUCGAUCCAUCUUGGAGAAAAAAAAGGGGGGAAGGGGGUGACCUUCUUCUUCUCAAACGUUCGUUAGUUGACAAUGCAUGCUACAACUUCCACAAGAUCCAGCAUAGGAUCUGGGUGUCCUGCCUGCUUGAGACGCUCCAUUAUGUUACACUUGUUAGAGGCGUCCCGUUCUGUCCUGGAAGUAAAAACCACUGUUAGCAUCCGACCGUUGAUCGCGGAUUUGCUGUUGCAAAUACUCCCGGCACUUCUCCAGAGCUUCGCGCAUCCAAGCGUGACGGACUUUCUCAAUGGCGGUGGCAAUUGUGAACUGAAAGAGAACGAGAGAGAGAGAGCUAAGUUUGAGUUCAUUCCAAAUUCCUCCUCUUCUCUCCAGGCAUUUACCCAUUGACGACGUCGAGCCUCCUGCUCGGGCCAGGUCUCGAGCUCUUGAGUCACUUCUAAUGCAAACAUGUAUGCCUUGCAGUUGCCUUUGGUGCA